AUGGUUCUUCCCGGCGAUGCUAGCAGCAUGGUGAAGGAGAACCCAGCGUGGAUUAACAACAACAACACGUUCUGGACUUAAACGGUUAUUUGUUUGUAACUGCCACCUCGUCGUUUGAGGUCUGACCACCUUUAACCCCGAUUAGUCGAAGAAAAAGCGGCAGAGAUUCCGUUACAAGAUGCCUCAUCGAAAGAAGAAGUCGUUCAUCGAAAAGAAGAAGGCCGUGACCUUUCACCUCGUCCACAGGAGUCAGAGGGACCCGCUGGCUGCCGAUGAGAAAGCCCCCCAGCACGUCCUCCUGCCCGCCACCAAGGACACGGAAAAGAGGCAAGAGGAGCAGAGGGAGUUCGGCGUUUUCUUCGACGACGACUACAACUACCUGCAGCACCUGAAGGAGGCCGUCGUCACCAACGAGCUGGUGGCAGCGCCGCCGGCGCACGCCGAAGGGCGACCGGGUCAUCUCCGCGAUGGAGACGCCGAAGACUCGGAGGAGGGCGACGUUCCUGCCUCGAGCAUCAACCUGCCGUCCUCAGUGUUCGCCUCAGAGUUUGAAGAGGAGGUGGGACUCCUGAACAAAGCUGCUCCCAUCUCAGGGCCUCGGCUGGACAUGGACCCCGACAUCGUGGCCGCUCUCGACGAAGACUUCGACUUCGGCGACCCCGACAACCUCCUCGACGACGACUUCAUCGUCAAGGCCAACGCGGCGGGUGGAGCGGCGGGCACGGGAGGUGACAGCGACGAUGAUGACGAUGAUGAGUGGGAGGACACAGACGAGGAGGGGGGCUUCGGCUCUGAAGGGGGGCUGUCGGGCGACGCUCGAGAGUUUCUGUUCGCGGACGAGGAGACGAAGACUCGCUUCACGGAGCACUCGAUGACGUCGUCGGUGAUGAGGAGGAACGAGCAGCUCACCCUGCUGGACGACCGCUUCGAGAAGUUCUACGAACAGUUCGAUGACGAUGAGAUCGGCGCUCUGGACAACGCCGACCUGGAGGGCUUCAUCCAGCCGGACAGCGCUCGCCUGGAGGAAGUGAUCAAAGACUACUUCAUCCAGAAGGGGAAAGAAUACUUGAGGCCCGAUGACUUGGGUCCAAAGGAACUUCCUGUCCUGAAGGAGGAGGACGAAGACGACGAAGACGAGGAGGAGGAAGAGAUGGAAAUACUUGUGAUCACGGCUCCUCAAGAGAAGUGGGACUGUGAAACCAUCGUCAGUACAUACUCCAACAUAUACAACAAACCCAAAGUCAUUCAAGACCCACCAAAGACGAAGCCGAUCCGGGUGUCCCAGAAGACGGGCAUCCCUCUGGACGUCCUGCCCACCAAAGGCCUCACCGCCAAGCAGGCGGAGCGCAUGACGAUGAUCAACGACUCGGACCUGCCGCGAGUCUCCACGCAGCACCGAGACAAGGAGGAGAGCACGGAGGAGAGGAAGGCGAGGAAACAAGCCAUCAAGGAAGAACGCAAGGAGCGGCGUGUGGAGAAGAAAGCCAACAAGACGGCCUUCAAGGAGGAGAAGGUGCGACAGGAGAAGCAGAUGGUGAACCUGAGGACGAACGUCCAGGGCAUGAAGCUCUAGGGGGAACACCCCCCCCCCUCUGCCCCCCCCCCCCCGCCCCCCCCACAGACUGCUUUUAGUUUGAGCCGCCGACACGAGUUCCCUCAAGUCAUCCGGAGAAGAAGUUCCUUUUUCUCGGCUUUUAGAUAUUAAAAGAUCUUUUUUUAAAAGCAGCCAAAAAGUGAAAGACAUCUUUGUGUUCCGGCCGUGUUGUUUACGAUAAACAACACACCAAGAGAUGACGUGUAAACAACAACACACCAAGAGAUGACGUGUAAACAACACACCAAGAGAUGACGUGUAAACAACAACACACCAAGAGAUGACGUGUAAACAACAC
Molecule: messenger RNA, 1892 nt
Organism: Cyclopterus lumpus (lumpfish)
Lineage: Eukaryota; Metazoa; Chordata; Actinopteri; Perciformes; Cyclopteridae
Gene: ltv1
Product: LTV1 ribosome biogenesis factor
Exons: 11
Coding region: 179-1573 (464 amino acids)
Biological process (GO): ribosomal small subunit export from nucleus; ribosomal small subunit biogenesis
Cellular component (GO): cytosol; preribosome, small subunit precursor; nucleus
Source: RefSeq, a predicted model, not a curated record